CUAUGGCACCCCCUCUUUUGGGAUCUCAACACCUUCCUUGCGGUCCCAUCACAACACUUCUUCUUCCCUUCACCAUCUCUCUCUCUCUUUCUCUCUCUCUCUUUGAGAGGAUGAGCAGCAUGAGCUUCUUAAGCAUGAUGGAGGCAAGACUGCCUCCGGGGUUCAGAUUCCACCCCCGGGACGAGGAGCUUGUGUGCGACUACCUCGCCAAGAAGGUCUCGGUGGAUGGUGGAAAUGACAGCUUCUACGGUUGCCCCAUGAUCAUUGACGUUGACCUCAACAAGUGCGAGCCAUGGGAUCUUCCCGAGAUGGCAUGUGUGGGUGGCAAGGAGUGGUAUUUCUUCAGCCUCCGGGAUCGAAAGUAUGCGACCGGGCAGCGGACUAACCGGGCAACGCAGUCGGGUUAUUGGAAGGCAACAGGGAAGGAUCGGCAAGUAAGCCGGAGGGGAGUUCUUGUCGGAAUGAGGAAGACUCUGGUCUUCUAUCAAGGAAGAGCUCCAAAGGGGAGCAAGACUGCGUGGGUCAUGCAUGAAUUUCGCAUGGAAGGACCCUGUGAUCCCCCAAAGUUUUCUUUCAGGGAAGAUUGGGUUUUGUGUAGAGUAUUCUGUAAGAGUAGAGGAGUCGCCUCCAAGCCCAUUGCAGAGACUUCCUAUGAGGACACAGGCUCUUCCUCCCUCCCUCCCCUCAUGGACAGCUAUAUCAAUUUCGACCAAGCCCCGCCGAGCUUAGAAGCGUAUGAGCAAGUGUCCUGCUUCUCCAACCUCCCUCCAAGCCCGGCAUCCCACCACCCGAAUGCCAUAGUUCCAAUCAUCCCUCUCGUUGAAAGAAGCCUGCCUGCCAAUAUCUCAGCUCAUAUGGGGGGCUUGCCUGCAGAUAUGGCUUCUUGUGAUAAGAAGGCUAUCAGGGCUGUCUUGAACCACCUCACCAAGUUGGAGAGCAACCCAAAGAGAGAGGUCCAUCCAAAUUUGAAUCAAGGAAGCUUAGAGAGCUACUUAGCUGAAAAUGGCCUGUGCCAUAUUUGGAACAACUAAUGUUAAGUGAGAUUUUUCUAAGGUCUGUUAGGAGUUGAUUAUAAGAUAUACCUAGACUUCCAUCACACUUGUACAUAUAUAUAAUCAUAUACCUAUGUGAGCCUAGUGUUUUUUUAGCUGUAGGUUUUUUUACCUAUAAGAAAAGAUCUUUUCCGGGUGUGCUUGAUAAACUUGUCACCAACCAUUCACUUGUACCUUCUGAUCUUUAUCAAUGGACAGGUCGGGGCUUUGCCAAAAC
Elaeis guineensis (African oil palm) is the source of this 1269-nucleotide messenger RNA. Its product is annotated as NAC domain-containing protein 21/22. Gene Ontology annotation, molecular function: DNA binding. Gene Ontology annotation, biological process: regulation of DNA-templated transcription. The record is from RefSeq and is a predicted model, not a curated record. NCBI's taxonomy places the organism in Eukaryota, Viridiplantae, Streptophyta, Magnoliopsida, Arecales, Arecaceae.